AUGCAAUCUACGCUUGAUAGCGAUGAACUUUAUCGGUUGGCAAGAGACACUAUCGAAUCUGCUCAGCUCUCAGCGAUAGAGCAUCUCCAAUUAGGACUUCUCCUGAUAAACGCCAUUUCAAAAGAUGAUACUGCGCGACUCAUCUUAAACGCCUCCCAGAAACCCGGGGAGAGUAUUGAAGAUAGCCUUAGGUCCAUUAAUCGAUCUUUCAAAUCUUUAGCCCAAAGAUUCUUGCCAAAUGACCUCGUGAUAUCUCCAGAGGUGCAUUCUGCUCUUCGCAAAAGGGACAAUUCCCGAUGUUGUGUAUCGGGCUCGGAAAAUUGCCUCCAAGCAACCUACAUUGUUCCGCCCUCAAUCCUAGAUGAUCCAGAUUUGCUCCCUGGAGGAGAAUUGCGACCCUAUCUUGAGGCAGUUAUAUCCCCUGAAACGUCCAGAAACCUCUUCUCUUUUAUAGAAUGCCGUAGCCAGGAAAACCAACUAAAAAAUCUAUGGCUUAUGUCUCAGCCUAUAAGUUCAGCUUUUCAAGAUGGGCGCAUCAGCGUGUCUAAAAUAUGCACCUCAUCCAAGAUCUACUGGAACAUCCGAAAACACUUUUAUGAGGACUCUGACAUUCCUGGGUUGCUGGACGAUCAAUUUUAUACCGAGCCAUCAUCACCAGACGAGACGGGUUUGCCAUUGCCGGAAGCUUUUUUACUCGACAUUCAAAAAACAUUCUCGUCUAUAAGAUACCUUCAAUUGCUUGAAGGUGAAAUCCAGCAAGGUUGGCCAGAGUCACAAAAAAGUAAACAAUGGCUUCAAAAAGCUAUAUUUUUUACCCUGCGAGGGUGUCUAAGUAUUCUCCCUGUAUUCUUGAAAUCUGCAGCCUACAAUUAUUAUAUAAAAGCAAUGGGUUAUGUAUCCCACUCUUCCGUCUCGUUGGUCACAUAUCUUCCGCUCGGCCUCUGCUUAAAAUUCGGUAAACGUGUUUCCAGAAACGAAGCCAAUACCCUUCGGCUCAUUGAGAAGCACACGAAAAUUCCAGCUCCCAAAUUCCUUGAUUUUGUUCAAGAAAAAAAUGGAGUAGGAUUUCUCUUGAUGACUACAGUCCCAGGCAUCCCAGCCGAGAAAGUAAUAUUUCGAAUGACAUAUGAAGAACGGGAACAGCUUGCAAGGGACGUUGGAAAAUGUGUCUCUCAAUACCGUCGUAUCAAGAACUGCAACAAAAACCUUAUAUGCGACACCUUGGGUGGCCCAGUUACAGAUCAUAGGACGGAUGAUGUCCCAUCUGGGCCCUAUAUGUCAAAGGCUGCUUUUUUAAACCAGCUCACUGAAGGACUUGACGAGCUCAGGAAAAAGCCGCCGCUUUCUUUGCUCUAUGAUAAGGAGCAUGAGAUUUGUUUCACACACUCUGACUUACACCUUUCAAACCUUCUUCUUGAGAAUGGCAAGCUCUCAGGUAUUGUUGACUGGGAAAACGCAGGCUUUAAACCUGAGUACUGGGACUACACAAAGGUCGUGUGGGGCUUUAUGAGCAACGAGAGAUUUGCUCGUCAAAUGCGCCUCGCAUUUGACAAGAACUAUGAAGAUGAAUUGGAGGCAGAGAGGUUGCUCUGGAGGUUAAAACCUGUGUAUUAA
Molecule: messenger RNA, 1614 nt
Organism: Ophidiomyces ophidiicola
Lineage: Eukaryota; Fungi; Ascomycota; Eurotiomycetes; Onygenales; Onygenaceae
Exons: 5
Coding region: 1-1614 (537 amino acids)
Source: RefSeq, a predicted model, not a curated record